Messenger RNA from Pectinophora gossypiella (pink bollworm), 3000 nucleotides. It is a transcript of the gene knk, whose product is annotated as protein Skeletor, isoforms B/C. The record is from RefSeq and is a predicted model, not a curated record. The transcript is spliced from 15 exons. NCBI's taxonomy places the organism in Eukaryota, Metazoa, Arthropoda, Insecta, Lepidoptera, Gelechiidae. Bases 107 to 2146 code for a protein of 679 amino acids.
ACUAAGUUGAUUGUGCAAGUUCUAUGGAGGAAGUAAAGUCGCGGAAAGUUAAACAAAUGUUUCGAAUAUAAAAAUAUUAGUUUUUUAACAUAUUUAACUAUUGUUAAUGGCUGAAAAUAUGUUUAAAUUGUGUAUUCUAGUCGUGGCACUGACCGCACAAGACUGCUCCUCCCAUGACGACGAGGGACCCUACCGGGGCAAGUUCAUCGGGAAGAUCAACUCCUACCAUCACCAGGUGUCCGGAGAUGUGUACGCAGUGGACGAGUGGACGCUGCUGCUGAUAGACUUCAACUAUGAUGGCACGGGGGAUGACACAUUUUUCUGGGCCGGGGACUCCGGCCGGCCUGGCCCACAGGGGUUCAUCGUGCCUGACCAACACGGAAAAACCAACGUGCUAGAGCGGUACUACAAUGAGGAGGUCCGGCUCACGCUGCCGGAGGGCAAGCGUAUCUCCCGCAUCAAGUGGCUGGCGAUAUACGACAUCAACUCGCAGAACGCCUUCGGGGACGUGUUCGUGCCGGACGAAUUCGAGGCGCCCGCGCCCGUCACGGCCGGCCCGCUGGCGGGGUCCGCCGCCACCAGCCAGCCCAUACAGCUGCUAGACGCCGCCACUAUACUUAUCCCCGAGCUGCGCUACGACGGCAGCGGCGAGGAGGUGUACUUCUGGACCGGGGUGGGGCCGCAGCCCUCCGCGCGCGGCCGCAAGAUACCCGACGAAUACGGAUACUUGGAGUCAAUCCGCGCGUACGCGGGCGAGGACGUGCGGCUGGAGCUGCCCGGCGACCUGACCGUGUUCCAGGUCAACUGGAUCGCCAUAUAUGAUGUCAAGAACAAACAGGCGCUGGGCUGGGCGCUGCUGCCGGAGGCGGCCAACGUGCCGCCGGCGCUGCGGCCGCUGCUGGCGCACGGCGCCGCGCUGCCGCACUGCCGCCAGCUGCACCGCGACCUGCAGCUGGCCUGGGAGGUGUUCGGCAACCAGAUCACCAUACAGCUGGCCGGCAUGAUCGCGGAGGACGAGUACAUGGCGUUCGGCAUCUCGGGGUCGGAGCAGAGGUCGCAGAUGGUCGGCGCCGACGUGGCCGUGGCGUGGUUCGACGCGCGGCUGCAGCGCGGCCUGGCCACCGACUACAACGUCACCGACAGGUCGCCGUGCGUGUCGGUGCUGGGCGCGUGGCGCGGCGUGUGCCGCGACAGCGUGCUGGGCGGCCUGGACGACAACCAAGUGUUCGGCGCCGCCCGCGGGGACGGACUCACCAGCGUCACCUACCGCCGGACGCUCAAGCCGGUGCAGGACAUGGACCGCGAGUGGGCCACGGACCGGCCCGCGGCCGUGGUGUGGGCCGUGGGCCGCCGCGGCGUGGGCGACGAGCCGUCCUACCACCGCCUGUACCACCGGAGGGAUGUGCUGCUGAACCUCACCGCCAACCCGCCCAACAACGACUGCGUGCCUUUCACCCGGGCGGAGCGGCCGGCGCCGGCGGCGUGGGACACGGCGCAGCUGUUCUCGCCGGCGCUGCGCGUGUUCCGGCUGGCGCUGGGCCCCGCCGGCGGGCGGCGCGGGCUGUGGGCGCGGGGCCGGGCGCCGCCCGCCGCCGCCUGGUACGUCAACGGCCAGCUGGCGCCCGACCUGCAGCUGCGGCGCGGCCUGCACUACGUCUUCAAGGUGUCUGGCGGCAACGACCCUCACUCGGCCACGGACUACCACCCGCUGGUCAUCUCCACGCAGCCGCGCUGGGCCGGCGCCGGCCGGCUCGACAGCUCCGUGCUCACUGGCGUGGUGGCGGGCGUGGCGGCGUCGCGACGCGGGCGGCCGGCCGCCGCGGCCGCGGGCCCCGCCUGCAGGGCCGCGCGGCCCGCGGGCGCAGACCCGCGACGCGACGACGACUUCGCCACCUUCCGCGGGUUCAACCGGUCGCUGGUGUGGAGCUGCCCGGCCUCCGAGCCCGCCGAGCUGAAGGUGUCGCCCGACUCCUCCUGGCCGGACCUGGUGUACUACCACUCGUUCACGCACGCCGACAUGGGCGGGCGCAUCUUCAUAGUGGACCGCCACAAGCGCAACGUGGGCCGCGCCGACGGGGCCGCCGCGCUGCUGCCCUCCGCGCUGCUGCUGGCGGCCGCGCUGGCGGCUGCGGCCGGGCCCUGCUAGCGGGGUACAGCCUGGGACAAACCACCUAGCAGCCCAUGCUGGGCGCAGGCCUCGCUUCAACCAGCCGGAGGGGGUAAAAAACAUCCACCACGCUGCUUCAUUGCGAGCCAGACAAUCCGAUCACCUCCACGUCAAUAAACUAAAUAUAAAAUCCUUAAGACAAAUGAAAAUCUUAUAAAAUUACAAAUGUUCGCUAUACACACGUAUGUAGGAGAAAGCCAUCGGACCACGUGGUCAUAGUGGAGAAAAACUAAUUUAAUAAACCUCGAAAAUGAGCCCCGGUGUGGAAAUUCACCAAGGUUUACCUUAGUCGUAAUAUUAGUUUGAGAAAAUUACUGUCGUAAUGUAAACCGGCUAAAAGGAGACGCACGUUCAAAGUAGCGGGCGUGUGGCCGUGCGUCAGUACCGCGCGAGGCACGCGACACUCGUCACGUAAGUCCGCUGCAAACGUUACAUCUCCGACGCACACCCAGACGAUGCCUCCUGAUGACAUUUUAUCCGUCCGAAAAAAGUUUCUCGAGACGAAACAAGUCAAUAUGGCACGAUCCAACUCCGUCCAAAACACUGCCUUUUUUACUAGUUCACUAAGAUAAAUGUGUAUUUCUUAACGCGUAAGACAUGUUUCCAUUAUUUUAUCAUCAAUUCAAUACCCACGAUGUACAUAAGUUUAACUUAUACAAGAGGCCCUAUCUAUCAAAUAUACUCAAACGCUUUACAAUCAUGAUAGCUUUAUCACGAUUACGCUUCAGACUGUUGUGCGACUGCUCAAGCCAGAUCUCUGCAACUAUACUUACAGUAAGAUGUAUUUUUAUAUAAUUGUGUAUAUACAAUUUAUAUUUUUAAAGUAAUAAAAA